CACUUAUUUUUCCCUCAAACCUAACACCUCUUUUUCACCGUCUUUAUAAAUAUCUUCACAUUUCCCACUUAUCUCUUCAAGCAUCUCUACUAAACCCUAAAAUUCUAAUCUUCCUUAUCCAAUUUCCACAAACAACAAAAAUAUGCCUUUAAUUCCAGAAGAACCUUUGCUCGCUUCAAGCCCAGAUCGUUUCUGUAUGUUUCCAAUUCAAUACCCACAAAUUUGGGAAAUGUACAAAAAAGCCCUUGCAUCUUUCUGGACUGCAGAAGAAGUUGAUUUAUCAGACGAUACACGUCAUUGGGAAACCCUAACCCCAGGCGAACGCCAUUUCAUCACUCACGUGCUUGCAUUUUUUGCUGCAUCAGACGGCAUCGUUUUGGAAAACCUAGCAGGAAGGUUUAUGAAAGAUGUACAGGUGGCAGAGGCGCGUGCAUUCUACGGUUUCCAAAUCGCGAUUGAGAAUAUCCAUUCUGAGAUGUACAGUUUGCUGUUGGAAUCUUACAUUAAAGAUUCCGAAGAAAAAAACAGGUUAUUCCGUGCAAUUGAAACUAUACCUUGUGUUGAAAAAAAAGCAAAAUGGGCUUUACGUUGGAUUGAUGGAUCUGAAACAUUUGCUGAACGUUUAGUUGCUUUUGCUUGUGUUGAAGGAAUUUUCUUUUCUGGAAGUUUCUGUGCUAUAUUUUGGCUUAAAAAAAGGGGAUUAAUGCCUGGAUUAACCUUUUCAAAUGAGUUAAUUUCAAGAGAUGAAGGUUUACAUUGUGAUUUUGCGUGUUUGCUUUAUAGUUUAUUAAGGACUAAGUUAACUGAGGAGCGUGUUAAGGGAAUUGUUGCUGAUGCAGUUGAGAUAGAAAGGGAGUUUGUAUGUGACGCGCUUCCUUGUGCGCUUGUGGGGAUGAAUGGUGAUUUGAUGAGUAAAUAUAUUGAGUUUGUGGCUGAUAGAUUGUUGGAUGCUUUGGGUUAUGAUAAGAUGUAUAAUGCUCAGAAUCCAUUUGAUUGGAUGGAAUUGAUUAGUUUACAAGGGAAGACUAAUUUCUUUGAGAAGAGAGUUGGGGAGUAUCAGAAAGCUUCAGUUAUGAAUAGUUUGAAUGGUAAUGGUGGUGAUACCCAUGAAUUCAAGCUGGAUGAGGACUUUUAAGUUUAGUAUUCUAGGUUAUUUUAUUUUUAUUUUUUUAUUAUCUUGGUAUGAUUAGUUUAUGUUGUUCUUUUAAGGCUGGUUAUAGUGUUUGUGUCUUAUUAAUAUCAGUGGAAGUGUUGUAAUAAUUGGUCUAAUGUUGGUUGUUCAAUGUCCUCAAUGAAAUGUGCUUUUACGGUAUAAGAAGUUGCUUUACCAAA
Messenger RNA from Lycium barbarum (goji berry), 1332 nucleotides. Its product is annotated as ribonucleoside-diphosphate reductase small chain. Gene Ontology annotation, biological process: deoxyribonucleotide biosynthetic process. Gene Ontology annotation, molecular function: oxidoreductase activity. The transcript has a single exon. Bases 143 to 1135 code for a protein of 330 amino acids. The record is from RefSeq and is a predicted model, not a curated record. Lineage: Eukaryota; Viridiplantae; Streptophyta; Magnoliopsida; Solanales; Solanaceae.